Strongylocentrotus purpuratus (purple sea urchin) is the source of this 6336-nucleotide messenger RNA. RefSeq names its product E3 ubiquitin-protein ligase RNF126. The record is from RefSeq and is a predicted model, not a curated record. Gene Ontology annotation, cellular component: cytoplasm. The coding region runs from base 161 to 1090 and encodes 309 amino acids. Lineage: Eukaryota; Metazoa; Echinodermata; Echinoidea; Camarodonta; Strongylocentrotidae. The transcript is spliced from 9 exons. Gene Ontology annotation, biological process: protein ubiquitination. Gene Ontology annotation, molecular function: ubiquitin protein ligase activity.
CAUGUACAUGUAGUGCUAGUGAUAUCGGCACCGUGAUAUCAACUGAACAUGUUCGUGAGUGAAUAGUAUUGGGACAGAAUUUUAAGUCAAGAGAAGCGACCUUCCCUUCGAUCCCGUUUGAAAUUUUUAAGAGAUAUUAAUUCAAUAUAAUAUUUAUAAUAUGGCAGAAGCUUCUGUAGACCGCCCUCGCUUUUUCUGCCACAAAUGCAGUGCAGAAAUUCGUCCUGUUUUACCGGAUUUUGUAUGCCCUCAGUGCGAUGGAGGAUUUAUAGAAGAGUUAGAGAACGACAGCAGCACUGACCAUUCUGACGGAUCAAGCCAUCCCGCUGAUGACAGAGGGGUCUCCUUUGAAGCAGAAAACGAUCCUUUCCAAACUUUUGUCUUCUCAACGCUUUUUAGUGACAUGAUGAAUGAAGCACCAGGGAACAACGCAUCGAGAAGACCCAACGUCGUUGGCAGUCCCUCGUCAUCAUCGCCGCCAACCUCCUCCUCGUCGUCAUUGGGAGGAGGAGCUCAGUCUUCAUCCACCCAGUCGAACAGGAAUCCUGGGGCAACGGACAGCAACAGAACAUUCGCUAUGCAUGCUCCUGGAACCAGGACAACGUUGAGGAUUCACGGUGGACCGCGGGGAGCUACUCCGCCCGAUAUGAUAGCUUUCCUGCAGCAGUUUUUAGGACUGGCACCCCCUCCCCCAGGACCGGGGGGUGUACACUUCCCAGUUCAGAUGUUCAACAUGCAUGGCAGUCCAAGAGAUUAUGCAUGGGGGGAAGGAGGUCUAGAUCAAAUUAUUACACAGUUAUUGAAUAACGCUGACGGUCACGGUCCACCCCCUGCUACUGAAGUUGACAUCAGGCGGUUAGAAAUGAUAACAAUAAACAACAUUCAUAUCGAACAAUCAGCAGAUUGUCCGGUGUGUAUGGAAGCGUUUAAAGGUGACGAAGCGGCCAAGCGUUUACCGUGCACUCACUUCUUUCACCCAAAAUGCGUAGAAACAUGGUUGGAAAUGCACAACACAUGUCCUGUAUGCAGAAAAUCCAUCAACGAAGAGUCGGCACCGGGUGAUUCCGCGUCGAAUUCUAACGCAAGAUAAGAAAAGGAGAACUGCAUGUAUCGUUUUAUUUUGAAAUUUUAAUAGGAUAUUUCUCAUUGAAAAUAUAUAUAUAGUACUUGACCGGUGAGUGAUUGACAUGUGACGAUUGUAUACCUACUGGAGGAUUUCAUAGAAUAACUAUGCGGAUAUUGACUGGAGGAAGGUGCAAUAGAAGCGGACCGAUGGAUUCUCUAUGGAGUCUAUUUUCGUGAAGAUUCGAGGCAUAGCCGAGACUUUUAAUUCUCAUGAGGGAGAUAUUUCAGCGGGAGCCAGUCAUUAUCUGAUAUAUAUUAUACAGACUUUGUAUUAAAGACUUGGAAUAAUUUGUAGCAAAUAUUUUAAUAAAUGAGGAGAUUGCCAGCAGUACUGCGAAAGUGGUAAUUUUUUUCCUGCAACUAUUGUCUCUUCAACUCUUUGCUGCUCGAGCUGCAUGCAUUUGAAACUGUAGAUAUUUAUGUGUUUCUUUUAUUUCAAGCAUGCUGACUGAAUUGCAUAAUUUAUGGAAAUUAAUUGCAGUGAAAAUUUCCUGCUUUUACAGUAUAUGUUACAAGAGUGACAACGGGGCGUCGUGGCGUGCGCCUGUAAUCCAGCCAUCAAUGGAAGUUACCAACUGAUUCAGCCGAGGAUGCAGGUUCGAAACUGAGUCAUGUCGCUCAGAUGGUGACGUUAUAGGUCGCUCCCCAGAUGUAAAUAAUCAUAUCUGAUUGAUACACGUCUGUAAAAACCAAAUUAAACACACGCUUUUUAGUCCAUAUCUGAUCCCCGUGUGAAUGAUAUGACACACACAUAAUAACACAUUGGACUGAAUAGAUCCUUUCGCCACACAACACUUAUUAAAGACCUCAGCACAGGCAGGAAAAAAUUAAUAUUUGCAUACAGUGCGCUUCAUUUUUUUUGUAUCCCACUGCACACCAAGAAGUAAGUUUUCUUAGAGGCCAGUGUUUGCACAAAUCGUUUUAUUUUACCUUCUGUCAUUCAUUUACAUGUAAAAGCCUUUAUUUAGCCACUGCAAUUUUUUUAUGGAGAGGGUUGACCAUGUUAUAUGUGAACAAGGGUAAGUAGUGGUGAUAUUGGGCCCACACUAGAGUGAUUGGUCUGUUGCCUAUAUAGAAUUUUUAUUGUACUGUAGCCCAAUAUGAUCUUCUGCAAGUUUUAGGAGCAGUCUCUAUUUUAAUAUCUCUAAAGAAGAAACUGUUUGGAGCCAAAAGGGUAUUUAGUUGUAUCAUUUUACAAGGAUUGAACGCCCCUUUGGCCCCAAACAAAUGCUAUACUGAUCCUUCAGGGUUUUAUUUAUCCAAUUGUUCCUUUGUAUUCGCAUUUGUCAAUAUUUCGUUCAUUUAAGUGAUACACAUUGUUUUUAACGUCCUUCUAGUUAUGCAAUUGUGAUAGGACCAUAUUUAUCAAUAUAUAUUGCUUUGUUUGGCAAAGAAAACCUGACCUUUUUGAUAGUUUCAAGGCCUCCGGAACGGUCUCUUGCAUUUUGAUGGUGUUCUGUAUUGAAAUGAAAAACACCAGCAGUACACCAAACCAAUGACAAUGAAAUACAAUGGACUACCUUUACUAAUUGAAUGAUUUACCUCAUUAGGUAGCUUUAUAGCAAAACGUAGUGGCAUGAAAAGACGUGUCCGGAACGCAAAAUGCAUAAUCGUUGAAAAUCAUAAUUCUAUCACAAUAUUAAGUAGAACUAUGUGUACUGUCUCGGAUAUGCUUAAUGUUACCCAAACUUUCAUCAGGAUGUGUCAAUAGAGAACUUUUAAUUAACAAACAUCACUGACUAUCAUGCCUUUUGCGUUCCGGACGCCUCUUUUUCAUACCACUUCAUUUCGCUGAGGAUAUACGAUGUGCUAUAUUACCAAAAUUUCUGAAAAUAAUGUAGAUUAUUCGAAAGGGAACUACCAUGACUUUUAUACAAAAUAUAAAAAGGCUGGACUAUAAGAGGUCAGGAGAUUUAUGGUAUGUAUGACACCAAAGAUAGAUAUCUUACUCUAUUUAUCAGACUUCUUUUGAUCAAGUCAUGUAGGCCAUGCUAAAUAUAGGUGGAACAUGACGCAUUUGUGAAAUCUUUUUCUAUACAAAUGCAGAUGCAACGAAAUAGAUAAACAUGUGUGUCAUUGUCAGAUGGGUGAAAUUAACUAACUUUGGCAAAGGGUGUGUAUAAAAUUAUAUGAAGAUCUACCAUUACUUUAUAUAGAGAAAAAUGUGUGAAACCUCUUUGUAGUCUUUUUAUUUAUAGCUUGCCUUUAUUUUUAUUUUAUCACAAUCCUCAUUGUACCUUUUCCUUUUUAUAUUUGUAAGAAGGGUGAAUUGAAACAGUUAGGAUUAAUCUUCCUGGGAAUGAAAUUGACUAAUUGUUUUUUAUUAGAAACUGCAGUAAUGUGAAAUGUAAAAAAACAUAUAUAGUUGAUUACUCGGGUUUCUAAAUACAAAAUACACCAGAAACAAAAUGGCAAGAAACAGUGUUGCGAUUCCGUAGCAGGAAUGUCUGCGGAUGCCAGUGUCUCAUUCUGAUUCGGGCACUUUCAGGACUGGGUCUCUGUUUGGGGGUAAUAAAGUUGAACUAAUCAGUAUACUUAAAGGCUGGUAAUUUUGUACGAUACCAUGUUUCCUAUAAGCUGCCCAUAUUGAAAUUUUGUCCUUUGUCCAUGUAUAGCGCAGUAGAACAUGUAUAUAAGAACUGCUUCAGAGAAAAUUAAAUGGGGUCUUCACAGACAGGUGUAUUUUUUUCCUUCCAAUAAGAGUUAACGCCAUUGUGACUAUUAACAGAUGACAUUUUACUUUAUUGCGUGUCCAUAGGCUACUCCAUGUCUAAGUUUGAUUUGUAUAGCAAUAACUUAAAAAGUAUCCUGCAAUGUGUGAUUGCUACGGACACGUGUCUACAAAAAAAAAAAUUGCAUUUGUAAGCCGAAGACUCAUAAAAUAUUUAAGGUACAUGUAGCAUGGCGAAACUGGUUGCACGAAAAGGUGCGUCUGGAACGCUAAAUGCAUAAUUGUUGAAAUUCAUAAUUUUAUCACACAGAGGUAGAUAGCCAUAUGGUUAGGAAAUGGAGCUGGUAAAUGCAUGUAUUAUCUUGAUUAGGAUUCAUGCUGCCUAAGUUUCAGUCUGAUAUGUCAAAAAGGAACUUUAAAUCAACAGACAUCUCUGACUAUCAUCCCUUUUUGCGUUUCGGACGCAUCUUUUCGUGCCACUAAAGCUUCCUAAUGGUGAAUGUGGAAGCCAUUUCAUGUUUGCUUUAAUUGAAAGCUCACGAGCCGUUAUAUCAUACAAGCAGAACGCCUCAACAUAUUAUGAUGACUAAUGUGAUCUUGGCAGACAACCAUGAUUCCUUCACUCUUCCUCUUAUUAUCCUGUGAUAUAAUUACAUAAUACAAUAGUAAAAUGCAGUUAUUUUAUUCUUAUCAAGUUUAGAAUGUGUGAACAUCUGCUGAAUAUAUUAAUUAUUAUAUGGGUUCUGACAUUGAACAGUUUGUCUCAGUUUUUUAAUUUUUUGAGAAUCUGUAAAUCUUUUAACAGAGCUGAAAACAGCUUAUUCUGAGAACUAUAAAAGCAUCAUCUCAUGAUGGUAUACAUAUUUUUAGAAGUAUGAGGAUGUUUUUUGUUUUUUUUUUGAUGGAAGGGGUGUGUGGUUUAGCUUCCAUUGCUUUCAACCUUUCUUGUAUUCACACUUCUGGUUAAUCAUAAAACGACAAACCGCUAGCUCCAUUUUUGAAGUGGUAAGACGUUUUUACAAAUGAACACUUAUCUGUUUUCAUUGAAAGGAGUUGAUUUGUGUUUGCCCCUUACAUGUAAAUAGUGUCCAUGUGAUGUGUUGUAUUUCUCCAGAGGUAUUUUUACCAACAGAUUCUGCUUUAUUUCUAUAAAGCAACUACAGUGUACAUCCUACAUACAGUGGAUAAAAAGGGUUGUUGUGUGGCAAACGGUCCAUUUUCAAAAGUAUUCAAAAGAAUGCACAUUUACCUAGCAACAAGCUUACAUUCACCUGUGAUUCAUUAUUGUAUCUCAAUCAGACAUGGUUUGUCCUUUUGAACGAGGCUCUCCGCAAGGAUAUAUGCAUUAAAAUUUGAUUUACAUUACGAAUAUGGUCUGUAAUGCAGAGCUAUAGAAAUUCUCAGUGCAGUCCAGUGUCUAUUUUUGUGCUGAUCGGCACUCGUGGCAAGCCCGAGAUCAUGCCAGUUGCAAUUCAUGGCUCUCCACAAGGAUAUAUGCAUUAAAAUUUGAUUUACAUUACGAAUAUGGUCUAUAAUGCAGAGCUAUAGAAAUUCUCAGUGCAGUCCGGUGUCUAUUUUUUUUGUGCUGAUCGGCACUCGUGGCAAGCCUGCGAUCAUGCCAGUUGCAAUUCAUGGCAAACAAAAGGUUAAAUAAAUGCAGUUAACUCUGCGUAAGUUGAAUCUGUUUGGACCGCAAGAAAAAUAGUUUGAUGUAUGCAAAAUUUGACUUCGAAAUGUAAAUAACACAUGUCUUGCAUAGUUUGGUCCCCCAAAAUUGAUUCGAAGAUAUGACUUGUGUGACUUUGAGUUAUGCAUAGUUAACUGUAAAAUGUAUCUACAAUAAUAUAUCAUUUUAUCCUUGAAAAAUUAAAUUGAUGCUCCUUCAGCUCAUAACAGAAGAUAAUGAUGGAACUCUGAUUACAUAUAUGGAUUUCCAAUACUUACAUGAUGAAGGAUCGUUUCUUUCCCUUGAUUUUCUCUAGAAAUGACCAAGGGUUUGGUUGUAUGUUUUCUUCAGCUCUUUAAAUAGCAUCGUCACAAGGCAAGUAAGGCUUCUUUAUGGUUUCAACUUAAUUGGUCAGAAUAGUACAUCGAGAGGUUUGCAUUCUUCAAGUCACAUUGAGUGAAACCCCUCAAUAAAGAAAUAUGUAUAUUAGUUGCUGUUUUGAUUUUUUUUUUCAUGAUUGAAGAAAUUGAAUCUAUGAUGAUAUGCACCAAACAUAUUGUACUAUGGAAAUAGGGGAAGAUAGAUCACAAAGACCUUCAAUAAUUCCAUCUAAGGCAACAUCAAUAGCCUUGUCCAUGGCUCAUUGAAAUAUGCAAGCAGUAUACAAUGAUGAAUUAUGUCAUCCAAACACGAUUUCUAUAGGAUUAAAAACAAAAUAGGAUAUUGACAUUUUCCAUGAGUUGGUAUUUUGAAAGUCUUUGCGGUCGCGUUGAUUCCAUGCAUCUAUCAUAAUAGCCUGUCACUCUUCAUGAAUUAAUUAUUGCUAUAAUAACAUUGAUUGUGUUGAAUAAAGUGUAUUCUCUAAUAUUUGAUA